Messenger RNA from Aspergillus pseudotamarii, 420 nucleotides. RefSeq lists its product as uncharacterized. The record is from RefSeq and is a predicted model, not a curated record. NCBI's taxonomy places the organism in Eukaryota, Fungi, Ascomycota, Eurotiomycetes, Eurotiales, Aspergillaceae. Bases 1 to 420 code for a protein of 139 amino acids. The transcript has a single exon.
AUGAAUCAGGAACCUCUAUCCCCGCCUUCAGAGCCCACACCUUCCCCCACAAUCAACCAAGUCCCAUUAGGCUCGCCUCAGCGCACUACCCCAAUACAUCCUCUACUUCCCGAAUUCCGCGUCCCCGGGGAGCCCUUACCGCCACACAGAUACCACCCGGUCACUUGUACUCAGAUCGAUGCAGAAGCUGAGGACAUCCGCGCCCAGAUUGAACAAUUACGGCAAGAAUACACAUCGCCGGAAGCAGCUCUGAAAGCACAGGAACAGGCUGCAAGAGAAGUAAAACAGAAGAUGGAGGACGCCGAGAGGAAGCGCGAAGAUGUCCAGAAAGCGAUGGACAAGAAAAUCAAGGAAAGAAACACCGAGAUGAAAGUUUUGUCAAAAUACCAAGAAGUGAAAGCAUCAGAUAUUCCAGCUUGA